CACAUUCACACUGAACUGGAUGCAGAGAGCUCGUGCUGAUGCUGGAUGACACUGUGGACUUAAAAUGAAUAUUCUGCCAGUACUCGUUGUUCUUUGUUUCUGUAUUGCUCACACUCAGGGUUUUAAUGUGGGGACUGCAGGACCUAAAAUCUUCUCAGGUGUUGCGGAAGAAGAGUUUGGCUACACUGUACAACAGUUAAGCAAUAAUCAAGGAAAAUGGCUGCUGGUGGGUUCACCCUGGAGCGGAUACCCUCAGAAUAGAAAAGGAAGUCUCUAUAAGUGUGACAUUAGUGCUUCCGGAGGAGCCAGCUGCCAAAAACUAAACCUUGCAGACUCUGUCAGCAUAGAUGGUGUGCAGAGCAUCAACGCCAACAUGAGUCUGGGCCUGACUCUCACUCCAUUAGCUGAACCUAAUGGAACGAUGACAUGUGGUACUCUGUGGGCUCAGCGCUGUGGCAGUCAUUACUUUUACCCAGGAGUCUGUAUUGUAGUAAACCCACAGUUUACGCUUCAGUCAUCCUUCUCUCCUGCCCUUCAAACUUGUGGUGGGCCCAUGGAUGUUGCCAUUGUUUUGGACGGAUCAAACAGUAUAUAUCCAUGGCCUGACGUUAUAAACUUUCUCAUUAAGCUUUUGGAAAAUCUUGAUAUUGGACCAGAUAAAACCAGAGUCUGUAUUAUGCAGUAUUCGGCGGAUUUGUCCUUUCAUUAUAAUUUUAGUUCUGACCAAAAUAAAGAAAAACUUCUUUCAGCAGCUUCUGUUAUUGAGCAAAAAACUGGAAUAGUAACCAACACUUUUGCAGCACUUGACAAUGUCAGACAGACAGCUUUCCUGCCAGAAAAAGGUGACCGUCCCCGUGCCACUAAGGUGUUGGUUGUGGUAACAGAUGGAGAAUCUGCUGAUGGUUAUAUAGGUCAAGAGGUCAUUGAGAGAUGCAAAAGAGAGGGCAUCAUUCGCUUUGGCAUUGCUAUUCUCAAGCAAAGUGCCGAUAUUCAAAUAUUCAUCAAGGAGAUUGAAUUGAUCGCUAGCACUCCAACAGAGAACUACAUGUUCAAUGUGUCAUCAGAGGAAGCACUAAUCAAUAUCGCAGAAUCUCUGGGGGAAAGAAUCUUUAACAUAGAGGGCACCAGUCAAGGUCAGGAAUUUCAACUGGAGAUGUCCCAAGUUGGAUUCAGCGCACACCAGACCAAUAAGAAGGAUGUGAUCAUGCUGGGUGCUGUUGGAGCGUAUGGAUGGAGCGGGACCGUCGUCCAUCAAACAGCUGAGAAAUCACAUAUUUUCCUCAAAAAUGCUUUUGAGAAAAUCCUGGAUGACAGAAACCACAGCUCACUACUUGGAUACUCUGUCACGUCUGUAAUUGAUGGCUCAUCUGAGUUUUAUGUGGCCGGUGCUCCUCGUGCUGCUCAUAUAGGACAGGUCAUAGUUUACAGUAUCAACAGCCAGAAUCAGCCGGUCAUUCAAGAUUCACAGAGAGGAGAUCAGAUCGGCUCUUAUUUUGGCAGCGUUCUCUGUUCUGUUGAUGUGGACGCUGAUGUUGUGACUGAUCUGCUGCUGGUCGGAGCUCCGAUGUAUAUGAGCGAGGAGAAAUCUGAAACCGGAAGAGUCUACCUCUUCACCAUUAACAAAGGCAAAUUAAGCAACCAGGGGAGGUUAGAGGGAUCCUCCGCAUCUGAAAAUGCUCGGUUUGGGACAGCCAUUACUGCUGUCCCCGAUCUAAACAUGGAUGGUUUCAGUGAUGUGGUGGUUGGUGCUCCACUGGAAGGCAAUGGCCAAGGUGCCGUUUACAUCUACUAUGGAGACAGAAAAACCAUCAGAAAGCAGAGCUCACAGAAAAUUGUUGGAACGAAACUGGACCCAGCACUGAAGUUCUUCGGCCGCUCUCUGGACGCCAGUGAAGAUAUGAAUGGAGACUCUAUCCCAGAUGUUGUGGUGGGGGCUUUUGGGAAAGUGGUCCAACUCUGGAGUAGGGGAGUUGCAGUCAUCCUGGCGAAGGUUUCCUUUACCCCUGACAAGAUCAGUAUCCUGAGUAAACCAUGUCACUAUAGCGGGAGGCAGGUGUCCUGCUUCAAAGCUAAAGUGUGUUUCAGAGCAACAUUUAAACCAGCAAAUCCAUUGGGGCCAGUGGAUAUCAAGUACAACUUGACCCUGGAUGCCGACCUACAGUCAUCUCGGGUCAGCCCUAGAGGUCAUUUCAGCAACUUGGAUCGAGUCGUCCAGAAAGACCUCAGCGUAUCUGUGCAGGACUUAUGUGAAGAGCAUGAUGUGUAUGUGCAGGAGACCCCCGACCUUGUCAACUCGAUUGCUUUGCGUGUGGACAUAGUUGUCAGCCAUCCAGACGCCAACCCCAUUCUGGAUGUCUUCAGUACUACUGCAUGGGAGUUUUUUAUCCCGUUCUCAAAGGACUGUGGUCAAGAUGACAUUUGCUUCAGUGACUUGGUUCUGACUGUGCAGAGUGAAGAGACACUCGGCAAAACUCAACUGGCAGUCAGCCAGAACAAGAGAAGGCUCUCCUUCACUGUGACUGUGAUGAACAGGAAGGAAAAUGCGUACAAUGCUCGAAUGUCGGCCCGCUACUCCAGUAACCUGUUCUUUGCUUCUGUUACACCACAGACUGAAGGAGCAGAGGUGAAGUGCACUCUAAUGAAAGAAUCAGACACACUUAUCUGCCAAGUUAGUUAUCCAGUGCUGAGGACGGACCAAUCGGUUACAUUUGUGGUCAACUUUGAAUUUAACUUGAAUCAGCUUCAAAAAAAUGCCAGUGUUGUCUUCGAAGCUUUAAGUGACAGCACAGAGGAAACUCCAGCUGAUAAUAAGAUCUCUGUCUCCAUUCCUGUCCAAUACAACUCUGAGAUUAUCCUCAGCAGAAAUUCAAACAUAGAUGCUUAUUUACUUGAAAAAGAUAACAAUUUCACAACCACAGUGAGGAAUUUCAAGGACAUCGGCCCAGAUUUUAACUUUAAUUUAAAGGUUUCUACAGGAACUGUCCCAGUCAGCCUGGUUUACCUCAAUGUCUCGCUGCCCAACAGCACUAGAGCAGGAAAUCCUCUCCUCUACAUAACCAGCAUUAAAACCUCACCUGCUGAAAACAUUAAAUGUUCAGGCAGUCAUCUGAUCGACCAGUUUAAUAUAACUGAAAAACCUUAUCCAGCCCGAUUCACAGAGGAGAGUUUCAGAGGAACAAAAGAAUUGAACUGCAAAACAGCCACAUGUCGCUCAGUUCAGUGUGUCCUGAAGGACCUGGAGGAGAAGAAUGAUUAUUAUGUGGAUGUAACGACAAACAUAUGGAGUGGUACAUUUGCGAUGGCUGAUUUUCUGUACACUGUCAUCUCUGUGACAGCUGAGAUAGAGACAUCUCAACCAGAGCUGCUGUUCAUCGAAAAGAAACACCUGCAGGUUAUAGUCCAAGUGAGCAACCCUGGAGCUAAAGGGGACGUUCCAGUGGGCGCCAUCAUAGGGAGCGUUAUCGGCGGUCUGUUGGUAUUGGCUCUUGCUGUCGCAUUGCUUUGGAAGCUUGGAUUCUUCAAGAGGAAUUAUCAACGGAUGAAUAAAUUGGCUGAGGGUGAAGAAGAAAACCAGGAACUGCAGGACAAAAGCGAGACACUUUAAGAAAUCUGUCGAGUCUCAUUCAGCAUUAUCACUGCUUCCUUCUCCUACAGCAUACUGGGUUUUCAAAAAAUGUCAAUUUGAUUUCAGUGCAGCAAGUGAAACAUUGGCAUCCAAAGGCCACUCAUCUCUUUUUGUGUUUUAUAUCCCUGCUUAGCUUAAAUUCUGGUAUAUCUUUUUGGCAGUCUAAACAUAUCCAUUCAUUAAGGUAGUUAGUAUUCAACUAGAUCUUUCUGACUAUUGUGACUCAGGAUCAAAGUGUGCUUUUCUCUACAUGUAGCUUUUCAAAGUAUCCUCCAUUUGAUAGCAUGUGCGAACACAGGCACUCGACACAUGCACACCACCAGAAAGAGUCAUCCUUGCUCAGUGUCUGCGCUAUUUCUCUUCUAAAGUUCUGAGUGAUACAAUGUCUAAACUAAAGCUGAGACUCUCUCUAAACUCCCCACACAAGCACUCUGUUGUAAUUGUUGCCAUCUUCAUUAGUUUGUUCUUUGUUCCUUUUCCUACUGUGCAAUGGUGGCCCAGGCCAGUUAGUUAAAAAAAGAAAAUUCAGAGCGCAUGUGCGAGUUGUACCAGGGGCGUUUGGUUCCAGGUUCUUCAGUCAACUCUGAUUCCAAACUCCUGCCAUAGGAAUUAAUGGAUCAGUGCCUCAACUCAAUUUGCUUACAAGGUUAGCAAUUAGAAUAGUCUCAAUAUUGCAGUAGUUAUAUUUCACACCACACCAAAUGUAACCUACUCUUUUUCUUUUUUUGGUGACACCAAAACCUGAAGCAAAACACUUUUUACCAUGGCUGCCCUAACCCAGUUUAAAGUUGUUAUCACCUUGAAAUGAUGAGUAUCACCAUUUCCUAGUUGUUGCCGAUACAUCGCCAUUUCAGAGUUAAAUGAAUGAGAGAGAACACAUUAGAUGUACAUUUACAUUUAAUCAUUUAGCAGACACUUUUAUCCAAAGCAACUUACAAAUCAGAACAAUAGAAGCAGUCAGGUAAACAAGAGAACAACAGAUGUACAUGUACCCUAGCAUACUCAGAAAAAAAAAAACAAAGAGAUAAAUUGGUGGCAUAUGUGUAAAUAGACCUUUGAGUCACAAACUUAUUUACGUUAUAUAACGGAUUACUAAAAUUACCAAACUCUUUCCCAAAAUUAACCAAGCAUUUUUCCCAAAUUAUAUUAGUGAAACCAAUCUAGCAAUAACAAAAUAUAAAACACAAUACAUUAAUGUUUUAUAUCAAAGCAACAAUACACUGGUAAAGUAGGCUGUGUCAGCCAAGUUUGUUUCUCUAAAUUUGCUAAAAAUAGUAAUCAGUGCCAAUGCAACACAUCAGUGAAAUGGACUGAUACUUCAUGUGAAAAACAAAAAAACAUUAUUGUGACCAUUUGCACAAAUUAAUCAAGUUAGUAAUAUGACAUUAAAUCUUACAUUAACAAAUAAUGUAUGAUUUAUAUAUUGUAAUAUAUAAUAUAAAUUAAAAAAGUGUUUUUGCAUUGUUGCUUAUUACUAACUUGUCAUUUAUAAACGUUAACAUUUAUUUAUAUUAUCAGUAAUUCACAUACAUACGAAUGUUAAAGGACAUUUCAAACUGUUUGACUGUGCAUUAACAAAUGAUGUAAGCAUUAUACAAUGCAGUCAAAAAGUCUGAAAUGUUAAACCUAUUUGCAUGUAUAUGAAUUUUAUAUGAAAGUGAUGUCAAUAAAUUGCUAUAUGAAUUCAGGGUUAAAAACUACUACUGAUGUGAUAUGAGACGUGUUUACGAAACCUUUGGAGAAGAGAUCCAUCUAAUCAAAGGCAACAUAAACGACAAAGAUUUCCCUUCAUGUUUACAUGAUGCUUUUGCACUGGUACUUUAAAACGGUCUGUUUCCAGACAAAAGUAGAAUAUGCUCUUUUGAUUAAAUUUUUUUAAUGUGUUUCAUCAGGUGUUACAGGAAAACUUUGAGCUUUGUAUUUUUUCAAUAAAAACCUCUUGAUGCUU
Messenger RNA from Carassius gibelio (silver crucian carp), 5573 nucleotides. RefSeq names its product integrin alpha-2. Gene Ontology annotation, molecular function: integrin binding. Gene Ontology annotation, cellular component: integrin complex; external side of plasma membrane. The transcript is spliced from 29 exons. The coding region runs from base 65 to 3604 and encodes 1179 amino acids. Lineage: Eukaryota; Metazoa; Chordata; Actinopteri; Cypriniformes; Cyprinidae. The record is from RefSeq and is a predicted model, not a curated record. Gene Ontology annotation, biological process: cell adhesion mediated by integrin; cell-matrix adhesion; integrin-mediated signaling pathway.